Molecule: messenger RNA, 1007 nt
Organism: Oncorhynchus tshawytscha (Chinook salmon)
Lineage: Eukaryota; Metazoa; Chordata; Actinopteri; Salmoniformes; Salmonidae
Product: acidic leucine-rich nuclear phosphoprotein 32 family member D
Exons: 7
Coding region: 176-943 (255 amino acids)
Biological process (GO): regulation of apoptotic process
Cellular component (GO): nucleus
Molecular function (GO): histone binding
Source: RefSeq, a predicted model, not a curated record
AUUUAGUUUCUCCGGGGCUUUAGACUCGGCGCAACAAAAAACCAAGUUAUUCGCAUUUGACCCACUUUCUGAUUUGAACGAAAACGCUGCUCUCUCUCUUCCCGAUAGAUAGUUAUAUAGCAGGCGGUAGAAACCAACACUUUCCAACCAGAUCCGAGAGAGAGAAGAGGGGAACAUGGACAUGAAAAAGAGAAUUCACCUAGAACUGAGAAAUAGGACGCCGUCGGAUGUCCAGGAGCUGGUCCUGGAUAACUGCCGGUCCAACGAGGGGAAGAUGGAGGGCGUAACGGAGGAGUUUGACAACCUGGAGCUGUUGAGUCUCAUCAACGUCGGCCUCAUCAACGUCUCAAACAUACCCAAACUGGGGAAAUUAAAAAAGUUGGAGCUGAGUGACAACAGGAUAUCUGGUGGUCUGGAGGUGCUGGCUGAGAGGCUGGUCAACCUCACACACCUCAACCUCUCUGGGAACAAGUUCAAGGACAUCAGCACACUGGAACCACUGAAAAAGCUUCCCAUACUGAAGUCCCUGGACUUGUUUAACUGCGAGGUCACCAACCUGGGAGACUACAGAGAGAGCAUCUUCAAGCUCCUCCCGCAGCUCACGUACCUGGAUGGCUACGAUAUCGAAGACUGCGAGGCCUCCGACUCGGACGGCGAGGGAGACGGGAUCGAUGAUGACGACGACGAUGAAGAGGGGGAGUCUGAGGACUUUGAUGAGGAGGAGGAUGAUGAUGAUGAAGAGGUCAUUGCAGAGGAAGAUGACGACAGUGCGGAGAGUGAAGAGGAUGGGGAGGUGAACGGAGAUAUCGAUGAUGAUGAUGAUGACGACGAAGAUGAUGAUGAGGAUGACUCUCCAGCGAAAGGAGAGAAGAGGAAGAGGGAUCCUGAGGAUGAUGACGAUGAUGAAGAUUCAGUGUCCUCCCCACCACCCCUCAAUCUCUGAUGCCUCCCCUCUACCCCCUCAAUAUCUGAUGCCUCCCCUCUACCCCCUGGUCUCAAUAUCUGAU